Messenger RNA from Prorocentrum cordatum, 1668 nucleotides. Lineage: Eukaryota; Dinophyceae; Prorocentrales; Prorocentraceae. The record is from the annotation of a GenBank genome assembly.
AUGAAGAUCGGCUUCGCAUGCUCCAAAAGGGCUGUCUCUGACGACAAGGCCAGGGAAUUGUUCGUUUUCAUCCUGGACACUUUCCGCGUGGCUCGCCUGGCGGGCGACGUCCCGAAGGACGAGAAACUGGCCGUGAGCCGGGUCUGCGGGCGCGAUUGUAAAUCGCCAGGGAUGCUCCACGCGCUCUUCAAGAAAAAGGAGCUCGCCGAGUACAUUUUCCACGAGGCCUCUCUCGUGCACAAGGAACAUGGGCGCGAAAUGGCCGCAUUCAAAACACCUCUCCGGAUCCUCCAGCGGUUCGCUGCCUCUGGCGCGGAUGGGCUCGUGGCUUCGCACCGCGUGUCCGACCCGGGCGGCAGCGCCGACGGGAUGGAGAUAUUGUUCGCGCUCCCCGUGGCUGAGUAUCGGAACGCCGUGGAUUGCAAGUCGAAGGCGAUGAUCGACGUCGCGUGGCCUCUGUGGUCGGGCGCUUUCGACGCAGAAAUCGUCGAGCUUGCCAGGCAGGAGAUGCAGAACAGCGCGCCUGCGUUCGUCUGGCGCACGUACCUCGCCGAGACCAGCCAGGAGGUGGGUGUCAAGUGCCGCGCUUUCGUGACCGCCUGCGCGGGCGGGCCGAUCCCCGCCGACCCCGAGCUGGAUGCAAGUCUCGGCUUGUUGGGGUACUCAGUGGGGCAGAUGCAGAGCGUGUGGGAUGCGCUCAGCUUGGGGCACCGCUUCGCGAGGAAAAACACCGACGUUCGCGCGUUCGCCCUCUCAGCGGAGCUCUUCCCGCCCAACGUCGUCAAGCAAGGCGUCAAGGCGAGGCUCUGCGAGCAGUUGCCGUGCGACGAGGCGAAGUUCAAGCGAGUCAUCGCGUUCUUCUUGCAGAGGAGGCAGAAGGAUGACAUCCUCGUCUUCCUCGACGGCAGGGGCCGCGCGAAUCGCCGGGUCAUUGAGGCCCUCGAGGACAAGUUGGAGUCGGGAGGUUCCCACGCGUUCGUUGAGUGCUGGAUCGUGUGCGAGCAGCCAAACAAGAAGGAGGAUCCGCGGUCCCCGGCCAGGGCGCACAGCUACACCAAGAACAACAGGGAGACUGCGAUCUUCUCGAUGCCAGUCAAGGGCCCGCGGAAGGUGGUGCACCGUUCCGAGUUCAACGCGCGCGGCGAGUCCUCGACCGCAGACACGACGUAUUCUGGCGCCACAAUGCGGCGUCUUUCCGAGCUCCCUCGCCUGAGCUACGAGACCAAGGCGAGCAUCCUGGGAGCUGCAUCUUGCGCUAGCGUUGACGGCGCCAGGAUUCCGCGCCUGCAGGCAGACAUCGAUUCGAAGGGCCACCCGUUCUCGUUUAACGAGGUGAAGCCCAUCAGCCUGUGGCAGACGAUCAUUGGGCACCACAGCGUGACCCACAUCGUGGACUUCACUCCAGGCUCUGGCGCCUUGGCUGCUGCUGCCGCUGGCGCAAUGGAGUGCGAAGGCGUCGCUUGCAACGAUGACCAUCGGGACUGGCUCGACUCCAUCGCGGGCAGGUGCGCGAUGUACAAGGCGGGCCACGAGGAGGGGCGCGCGCAUCAAGUGGGCGGCGACGCCGACUUCGUCGAGAAAGUUAGCACGUAUUUCAGCGGAACCAUGAUGGAGGCGAAACGUCUGCUGAUGCCGCUGGGGCCUGGCGGCGUCGGCUCUGAGGGGUAA